Molecule: messenger RNA, 5529 nt
Organism: Spodoptera exigua (beet armyworm)
Lineage: Eukaryota; Metazoa; Arthropoda; Insecta; Lepidoptera; Noctuidae
Source: the annotation of a GenBank genome assembly
UCAUCGUGACAUGUCAUAUUGACAUUGGCAAUCACAAAAUAAUACGAAAGGAGAUUUUGUGAAACAAUUCAAUGUUUACAAUUACAUAUUUAACAAUAAAGUCUUGAUUAUGGAUAAAUAUGAUACAUCUCAAAUCACAGAAUUUCCUCGUUACGAACCGGAGUCAUCGCAGAGCGGUGUCUCUACAUUCUUCAAUAAAUUAUGGAAGUUUCCUUUAUUUUCCCCAAGUGAGGCUGUAGAUAAUAUGGCAAACAAGGCAAUAACUGACGGGAAAGACGCCCCUCAGAAUGAGGAGCAGAAGCAAGAUUACAAUGAUGGGAAACCUGAGACAGGAGCAUAUGCAGAGGAGUUGGAAGGGAGAAGUCUACCUAAUGUUCUUAGGAGAAUUAGUAGUUUAAUAGCCUUGGGAUCUGGGGGUGGAACAAAAUAUGCAGAUACGGAACUGGCCCGCUAUUGGAUGCCAGAUGAUAUUUCUCGUGAAUGUUAUGAAUGUGCCUCAAGAUUUAGUACCCUGCGACGUAGGCACCACUGCAGAGUGUGUGGUCAAAUAUUCUGUUCAAGAUGCUGCAGCCAAAGAGUACCUGGGCACAUUUUUGGAUGUGCUGGUGGUCUACGGGUUUGCAACUAUUGUUGCAAUGUAGUGCUGAGUUAUUUGAAGGAGAAUGACAUGACUGGCGAGAUACCACCUGAUCUAAGAACCCUGCAGGAGAACUUACAGGUGAAGUUCCCGGAGAAUAAGUCGCAGCAGGCUCACAAGUUGCGCGAUAGUUUCAUGUUCCCCCGAGAGCAGGAGGAGCGCUGCGAGCCACGACCGCAACACGAGACACUACACGACGUCUACAGGCAUCUCACAUACUCACUGCCCACACAGCAACACAGGUAUCGUCUUGUUCGCUACAAUGGAGUAUGGCGUGGCUGUGACAUCCUGCAAUGGGUUAUGGAUAACACCAGUAAUAAGACGAGGGCCCAAGCUACAUUAUUUUGUCAAAACUUGCUAUGUGCUGGUUACAUGGAAUGUAUGACGGAACUGCCUCAGUUCGUUGACUACGCCCUCUAUAAGCCUAUAGUGCUGCCACCUCGGGCUACAGAUGAAGAAAACUCACCUGCGGAGUCAACAAGAUUAGUGGAAAGUGCCUCAUCAUCAUCAUAUUGCCUCGAUCUGAAUCUAGAUGAGAAUUCUGCAAGGCUAACGAAGACACCCAAAGCAGAAAAGAAAUCGUCGUCCAGCGAAGAAGAACCACCGGUAUUAGAACAAAAUGAAGCGCCGGCCGAAGCCAAACACAUUUGCAAAGCGAUAGUGGAGUCUGGCGAGGAGCACCUGCGCCUUCUGAUGCGGCAGUGCCUGGCGCGGCACGCCCUGCCGGCGGCCUGGCUGCAAGUGCUGUACCCGCUCUGUCUGCAAGCCGCUGACACUAUCGUGCUGGAUGUAAACAGUAACGACAUAGACGUGCGCAACUACGUGCAGGUGAAGAAGGUACCGGGCGGCAGUAUGCGCGACAGUUGCCUCGUGCAGGGCGUCGUGCUCACCAAGAACGUGGCGCACAGGGGAAUGCCACAACAGAUAUCAAACCCCACAAUACUACUUCUAGACUGUUCUAUAGCGUACCAACGUGUGGAGGGCAAACUUACUUCGCUGGAACCAGUUUUAUUGCAGGAGCGGGAGUACCUGGUGCGGUGCGCGGCGCGUAUAGCAGCGCUGCGGCCGCGCGUGGUGCUGGUGGGGGGCGCGGCGGCGCGCGGCGUGCAGGACGCGCUGCGCAGCGCGGGGGUGGCGCUGGCGGCGCACGUGCGGGGGCGCGCGCUGGCUCGGGCGGCGCGGGCCACGCGCGCAUCGCCGCUCUCCUCCAUCGACGCACGUGUCGGGAUGCCGCGACUCGGCACAUGUAACAACUUUUACGUCAAGAACUAUUCCAGCAAAACAUUGAUGGUUCUAGAGGGAUGUGCUGAACCAAACCUAGCGUGCUGCAUAUUACUUAGAGGGGCCUCCCUACAAGAGUUAAUUAAAGUGAAGAAAGUCGUGAAAUUCAUGCUUUUAGCUUGUUACAACUGGAAACUGGAAAAGGCAUUUUUAGGUGACAUUGAAGCUAUUCUGCCUGAACCAGGAAUGACGUUUGAUGAUGACGUGAACGACAAUGAAGUUUCAAAGGAUGAUAUCGUAAAAAAUGAUAUUACAAAUGAUGAUACUCAAAGCGACGAACGAGAGAAGGAUGAUAUUAAACGUAAAGAUUCAUUGAACGAGGAAUCUAGGAAGAGCAAUGAGACUGAUAGUACUGAGUCCUCUAGAUCUGAUAAUAUAUUUACUAACUCUAGCGUAAAAGACACUGAAAAGGUUGAUGAUAAAGCUGUCGCACCAAACAAUGAAGAUAAAGUAGAUAAGGAAGUUAAAGUUUCAUUGGGAGACGAUCCUUUACAAACUACGAAACCGUUUGGCCGUAAAACAGAAAGUGACAAAACUCUCAGCUGCGGUGUUCCAAUCAGAGACUUUAGUGACCCAUUGCGCGCUACGUUGUCUGUUGAUGACGAUGUGUUCUUGCCUAAAGAGGAAGCUAAGCUGAAGGCAGAUACUCAUACAGAUCGAUGGUCGACGGAUGACGUGGUUCUGUCGAUGUCCCCGAACGUGGUGAUCCCGGCCCCAUACUUGGAAUCGGAGGCGGGACUGCGGGGCGGGUUACGAGGGCAGCUACCCCGGCCGCGGCCGUCCGCCCCCUCCCCGCACGCGCCCAGGCUCAGCAAGCACGACGCGCGCACCUCGCAAUCAUUGCCACAGCUCAAGGACCUUCACCCAUUUGCUAAGAUGGCGAUUACAGCGCCAGCCGACGACCCAGCUCUUAAAGCGGCGCUUGCGCACUACAGGGCCACUGGUUGCCGGCUCGUAAACGAUAAACAUAAACCUCACUGUCCGAUGUACAAGCCAUCGGUUGUGAAAAGAGUGAAGGAACCCGAGCAAGACCCGAACGAGAAAUCGAAUGAUAAUGAACCUCUGGACCCGUUGGCCCCGGAGAAUCACCAACAAUUGAGUCUUCUUUUCUAUAGCUUUAGCAAUAAAUCGGCUAACGUACCAGACUUCUGCGUCAACCCUAGGAUUGUGACGAUGGAGAUGUACGGCGAACUGGAUAUUUCGCUGGGAGCGUUCCUCGACAAUUAUUGUUUCAACAACGACUAUAAGUGCACUUCGCCCAACUGCAAUGUGCCUAUGAACCAACAUGUGCGGAGGUUCGUGCACGGAGACGUAUGUAUCACAAUUACCUGCAACACUAUUGGCCACAGCAACGUCGACAAGACCAAAGAGGAAUCGAGCAAGCAGGUGACGUUCUGGUCAGGAUGCGAGUGGUGCGGGCGGGGCGGACGCGAGGCGGGCGCGCGUCGCGUGGGUGGUCGCGCGCUGUGCGUGUCGCUGGCGGUGUACGUGCGCGCGCGCGUGGCGGCGCCGCGCUACGUGCGCGCGCGCUGCCCGCACCCCCUGCACGCACACACGCACGCCUUCGUGCGACACCUCACCACCGUCUGCUUCCGGUACAGCAAAAUAACGCCGUACGAGAUUCAGUUCCCGCCCGACAUGAUCUCAAUUAAUUACGACACUAAACAAAUGCGGGAAAAUCUCAUAGCUCAACUCAACGAACUUGUACAAAAAGGACACGAGACCUUCAGCGGGCUAUCAGAAGGCGACGCAGAAAAAGAUUACCAGGCCUUCAAGCAACACAUGGAACAGAUCCACCUGGCAUUGACUUCCACCAGCUUACAGGAGCACAAUACGACUGCUGCCGUGGUACGUAGUUUGUGGAGUGUAUCCGAUCGUAUCAUCUCUGGUGAGAAGAUGCUGAGAGAGGCUCAAGAUAAGUGGUCCAGUCCCCCAGCGAAGAAUAAGGCUCAAACUGAGAAUGCAGUGGAAGAAAAGUCUGAAUUGGAAGAUUCCAGUGGCGACGACAGCAAUAAGGAUAACUUAGGUACAACAUACGUGUUUACAGAUAAUAAUAAGGAUACAGAUAAAGAACAUACAGGUACAGAAGAAGAUGAAGAGAAAGGCGACAAGAAAACUGUCCGACAAAUACUGUCUCAACUGCUGUCCAACAAUCAACCAGCUAACCAGAGCGGUAUGAUCCUAUGGAGUGGCGUGGUGCCAGUAAUGGUGCAGGCGGGGGACCUGGGCUCCGUCAUCGCGGCCACGCUGGCCUCCGUCACCUACCGACGCACCCGCACCGUGCACCGACACAAUACGCAAACGGACCAGGAAGAGAAUGAGAACACCAGCUCCACUGGCAAGGACAAGGCUGACGGCGACAAAUCGAAACUAAAGUCCAACGAUCACGUGGAAGUAUUACUUAAGGAUGGGUUGGUAUGUCGCGUGUAUUAUGCGGCGCAGUUCCAACGUUUGCGCCACAUGGUGCUUCGCCCCCUGAGCUCCCCGGCGGGCGAAGACCCUGCGGCGCCGCCAUGUCCCGCCGGGCACCGCCCCUCUUGCGCUUGCUACGAUGACACCAAGGACCGCGCUGACAAGGGUCUAUGUGAGAUAGAGGAGGGUUUCAUUCGCUCCCUGGCACAUUGCGUGCCCUGGGCGGCUCGGGGAGGCAAGUCUGGAUCCACCUUCUGCAAGACUAAAGAUGACAGGUACGUGCUAAAAGAGAUGACUAAACCGGAGUGGCAGCAAUUUCUGGACUUCGCUCCGCACUACUUCGCGUACGUCACGCAUUGCCGACAGAACAAGCUGCCUAGUUUACUUGCACGCAUCCUGGGCGUGUUCGGCGUGGGAGGCGCGGGGUCGGGCGUGUUGGUACUGGAGAACGUCUGGUAUGGGGCGGCGCCCCGCGCCACUCGGUUCGACCUGAAGGGAUCCUCCCGCCACCGACUCACUCCCGACACCACGCCCCUUGCGGUACUCAUGGAUGAAAACCUACUCAACCUGCGCUGGGAGAAUCCCCUGUACGUCCAGUCUCACACCGCUCGGAUGCUGUUUGCGGCGAUAGAGCGAGACACAGAGUUCCUCUCCUCUCACACCGUCAUGGACUACUCCUUACUGCUUGGCAUAGACAACCACACGCUAGUGCUUGGCAUCAUCGAUUAUAUAAGGACAUUUACGUGGGACAAGAAACUCGAGCAUUUGGUGAAAAAGAACCUCGGGUCUGGUCAGCCGACUGUUGUGUCCCCGGAACAGUACAAGAGUCGAUUCUGCAGCGCUGCUAGGAAAUAUUUCCUUCAAUGUCCUUCGCAUUGGGACCACCUCUAUUCCAACAUACAGGAAUAAAAUAACCCUACGUCCAAUUUAGGGCUGAUUUUCAAAGGUUAGACAAAAGUUACCUAGGGAAUAAGUAUGAUGCUGUCGCGUCAGAAUGUUUGUAUAAGACAGAGACAACAACACUUUUAUUCCUCAGAAAACAUUUAUCUGACAAUUGAAAAAUCAGCCCUUAAAUGAUGGCUCGGAACCGGUUUAAACCGAACUUUUCUUAUGAACGUGAACAUUUUAAAAACAUGAUUUUCACAUAAAUUAAUCGGUUUAUUCGAUGAGCGAAUUAUUUAUGGUUAACAUGAGUAGAA